Messenger RNA from Erpetoichthys calabaricus (reedfish), 2028 nucleotides. RefSeq names its product RNA polymerase II associated protein 2 (gene rpap2). Bases 48 to 1868 code for a protein of 606 amino acids. Gene Ontology annotation, molecular function: RNA polymerase II CTD heptapeptide repeat phosphatase activity; RNA polymerase core enzyme binding. Gene Ontology annotation, cellular component: nucleus; cytoplasm. NCBI's taxonomy places the organism in Eukaryota, Metazoa, Chordata, Cladistia, Polypteriformes, Polypteridae. The transcript is spliced from 13 exons. The record is from RefSeq and is a predicted model, not a curated record.
AUGACGUAGUGAAAGCGUGGGUGAAAGGUCACAGUCGUCUGACAGGCAUGGCGGAAACGCAGCGGCGAAGAGUUCGGUUUAACACAGCGGGACGAAGAGGUGGGAAGCAAGAAAAAUCACUGUCAAGUGAAGAAAUAGCUAAAAGGAAAGAGACUAUCCAGCAUGAGUUGAGGAAGAAGCGAGAAGCUGAACAGAAAGCACUGCACAUUGUUCAACGUCUUCUAGAAUGUAACGUCUCUGAAGACUUUCUCAUUGAUUGUGCAAUAUUUAUUUCUCCUGCAAACUAUAAAGAUGCUGUAGAAGAAAGAGCCAUUAUAAAAAUAUGUGGCUAUCCUGUCUGUCAAAAUGCACUUGUAAAUGUUCCUAAGCAGCAAUUCAAAAUUUCAACAAAAACCAACAAAGUAUAUGAUAUUACAGAAAGAAAGUGUUUCUGCAGCAAUUUCUGUUAUAGAGCAUCUAAAUACUAUGAAGUUCAACUCCCUAAGACACCACUGUGGACACGAGAAGAAGCACGAAACCCAGAAGUGAUAUUGCUGAAGCAAGGUCAAAGUGGCAUUGCUGGGCAGGAAAUAAAGCUUUCUGCUGAUCGGAUUAGGGAAUCUGAAAUUGAAUUCCCUGACUUAAUGAAGAGUGAUAUGCCUUCAGCCUCCACAGAAAGUGAAAGUGAUGACAGUGAACCAGAACAGGACUUUGUGUCCAGUUUUAUAACUGGGGCUAAUGCUACGACAAACAGAACAGAACAGAAGCAAGCUCUGUGUACUAAAUCAGGACAAAUGACCACCAUUAAAGAAGAAAACAGUGAGAAUUCCAUACAGGUCAAAAGUGAAAGUGAGAGCAGUUCUUUAGAAGAAUUUACAAAGGCAUUCGGCAGAUGCAUCAUAAGUAGUGAUAAGACUUCAGAUGUCUCUGCUCAAGCUUCUAUGAAAGAUGAGAUUGAGAAAGAUGGCUCUUCAGUUAAUGCUAAGGAUGAAAAUUUAAGUAUAGUCCUCACUUCAGAUAUUGACUCAGUAGGUAUAAGUAAGAAAGGGGCAAAUGGGUUAAAAAGUUUGCUUGAAAAAUAUACAAGAGCUGAAACAAAGAAACACACAGAACCUCUAAUUCUAAAGAAAUGUUUACUGAAGAAGCUUAAAGAAACACUAGCUGAAUGGAAGACUGCAGAGACACUUAAAUUUAUCUAUGGUGUGGACUAUAAACCAAAAUGUCAGUAUUCUGUUGCUGUUCCAGGAGUUGAAGAAGAACUUGAUGAGGAUGACUUAGCUGUAGAGACUAAUAAUAUUAGUCUUGUUGACUGUGAGUUGGAAGUACAAAGUGGCUUGCAAGAGACUGGCCUUUCCAAAGAAUCAAAUAAAAAUGUCACACUUUUACAUGACUAUGAGACUAUCAAAAAGGAAACAGAGUUAUUUGCUUUUAGAGUUGGUGACUUUUAUCAAGGAGACUUUGUCCUGCCAGAGGAAAUCCAGGAAAGACAAAUUUCGGAUCAAAUGAAACCUUCAUUUCCGUUAAUUGAUUCAAGGUCUCAACAUGCUAUUCGGAGGCACAUUGUUCUGGAAAAAUUAAUAAAAAGCUUGAAAGACGUUUUGGGACCUUUCCAGCUUACCUUAUAUGAUGUUUCAUCGAAUCUUAACAACCUUGUAAGGACGUUUCGGUUUACAAACUCAAAUAUUACGCAUAAGAAUUUAGAAUGGACUUUAAUUGGUGUUAUCCUCCUGUCUGUAUUAUCUUGUGUUUCUCCAGUAAUAAAGGAAUCUUUACAAAGACAUACAUCUACUAAAUUUAUUUUGGCACUUAUGAAGGAGCUAUACCUGAAGCAUGAAGAUUUUGGCACCUUAGUUCAAAUACUUACAAGUGAUGACAUCUUUGCAGUAUAGGUCACUUAUGAACGAAACACGCAAAUGAAGUUGAAGAUGAAUUUCCUGCUUUGGCAGUUGACAUUUCAUCAUUCCGUUUUUGUUAUCAGGAUGAUUUUUUUCCAUCUGGCAGAAAACAGCUAUAUUUCUCUUUUCUGUAAAGUUGAAAUAAAAAGUGAUU